UUGCAGACACCAACAACUAAGGAAGAAGUAGUCUGCAAGAGAAGUUUGUGAAAAAUCCAAUUAGUGACCUUAAUUAGCUAAGGUUAAGUGGUUCCAGCCUCCUCUGACACCGGUAAUAACAUGUGAAGCGGGUGCUUUUAGUGGCCUCUAAUUAAUCACCACCAGCUAGAUCUAGAUCUAGUAUACUGUAUAGAUCUCCUGGCAGCCAUUAACGCGAGGUGAAGAAAAGGACUAAUAUAUCUUGGUUAGCAGUAUAACAUGUCUAAUGCAAGCAGUAAAUCAACCUCAAGUGAGGCUUCCGAUUCUCGAAGACAAAAUAACCAAAAUCAACCACUCGACGUUGUGCUUACAGCAGAACAAGAGUCGGGUAUUGAAAAGUCAAGAAAAUUGAUAACAGGCUCUGCUAUUAGAGAGGUGGACACUUCGAAAGAGUCAGGCAUCGAAAAAGAUUUGCCAACUUCAACUGUGGAAACUGCUUCUAUUGUCAAUUUUCCUGAUUCUGCCCACACAUACAUCCCACUCAAGAGAGCCUUAGGCGAUGACACAGAUACAAGUAUUCAAGGCAGUGAGAUCAACAGGGAAGACGAGGACAAUCAUAACCUGGCUGUCGUUACUGCUGAGGAAGAAGGUGUCUCUAAAGCAGUGUUAGUGUUUCCAUCCAUUCAUAAAUCCCUGGACGAGGAAGCCUCGGCUAUUGUUCGUGAAAGUGUGCCAAAGAAUAGACUAAUUGAACGUUUAAGGUUGGAAUUGACUGAAAAGUGCCAGCAUGAAUCUAAGCUCGAAGAAAAUAUUGAUUACUUUCGUGAAAAAACUGAAAAACUGGAGCAGCAACUUCACGAUAUAGAAGUGGAAACGUUCCAAACCAGAGAACACCAAUUGAAAGUGAAAGAAGAUGAAGUUAAAGUUGCCAAAAGUCAAUUGGUAGCAGUUGAGAAACAGAACAAGGAGGAGAAACAGAAGCUCAAAGCGCUUGAAUAUCAGAGAAUACAUUUGAAGUCAACUGUCAGCAAGCUUCAAGAUGAUCACAAGAAGAAAGAAAUCGAAAGGAGAGAAUUGAUUUUACACUUCAAGGAGAAGUUAAAUCACCAACAGGAACUUGAACUCCAACGAUUCAAAGAAUUGUGUGAACUUAAAGUAAAAUAUGUUCAAGCUGAAGCGAUGAUUACUAAACAGAAGGUACGGUUAACGGGAGAAAAUCUUGCUCGUGCGCAACAGCUUAAGAAGGAAUUGGAGGAUGAAAACCAGCAGCUUAAGCUUAAGCAACUGCAUGAAUCAAAGCAAGAGUUUGGUUUUGAUGGAGAUAUGACAAAUUCUGUCCCAAUUGUUGAAGAGGCAGAAACUACAAAAGGAGGUUUUCAAGCCUCUGCUGUCAAUUUUCCUGACACAGACACUACUGUUCAAGGGGGUGGACUUGAUGGGCAGGACAAAGAUCUGACUGUGGACACUUUUCGUGAGCAAGAAGAAUCUAUUUCUGAAGCCAUAGAGGAAGUAAAAUGUCACCAGAAACAAGAAAUAGUGUUAACGUUGCCAGCAAGUCAGAAAUCUGGAGCGAAAUCUCUGGACAGUGGAGACCCAAUUAAAACUUCUAUUGAUAUAAUUCUUCACGAAAAUAAGCGAAAGAAUACACUCAUCACCAAUUUAAAGGUGGAAUUGGCAACUUUCCAGUACCACGAUUCUAAACUCCAAGAAGAGGUUGCUCACCUUCGAGAAGAACAUGAGAAACUGGAGCAUCAACUUAUCGAUAAAGAGGAGGAAACUAAUCGAACAAGAGAAGAUUACCAGAAUGAAAUUGCAAUUCUUGAAUCUCUAUUGAAAGGGAAUAUACACGAAGUUAAAAAGGCGAAAAUGCAAUUAUCAAUUGCUGAAAAACAAAAUCAAGAUGAAAAGCAGAAGCUCGAGGACAGAAUUAAAACAUUUGAAGAUCAGAGGUUAGAGUUGGAGUCAACUGUCAGCAAGCUUCAAAAUGAUCACAAGAAAAAAGACAUUAAAAGUAAGGAAUUGAUUGUAUCCUUGAAGGAGACGUUAAACGACCAACAGGCGCUUGAAAACAAACGAUUCAAAGAACUUUGUGACACCCAAGUGAAACUGGCUCAAGCAGUAGCAGAAAUUGCUAAACAGGAAGCACUGCUAAAGGAUAAAGACCUUGCUCUUGUACGAGAGAAUCAGAAAAAAUUGGAGUCUGAAAACCAGCAGCUUAAGCAACAACACAUAUCGUCUCAAACUAAAAUAGAAGAUGAAGAACAGGAACAAUUUAAAGAACUUUAUGAAACUAAAGAAAAACUGGAAGCUCAAGUACAAAUUGCUGAAAAACAUUUACUUUUUGCACAAGAGGGGAAAAAAAUGUUUGAAUUGUCAAUCCAGUCUUGGAUACUGGAUUCGGCAUCUUCAAUGACAUCUGGAGUGGAAUCUAUGGAUGAGCAAUCUGAAUUUGAUCCUGAUAGAAAAGCAGAACUUGAGGUGAUGGAUACGUUUACUGGCCAAAUCGAUGUGAGUAAUAAGUCUUCUGAUUCCACAGAUAAAACACCAGAGCAAGAAAUUCUCUGGCUGAACAACAUGCUGGCUGAGUGCAUUAGUGCUAAUACUCUAUUGAUGAAGGAGAAUAUUCAAUUCAAGAAGACAAACAACAACCUUGAGCAAGAGAUUGCUCGUUUGAAAUCUGAGAAGGUGAAAGAAGAACAACUGAACCCAGAGACUAUUAAAGAGGAACCAACAUCUGGCAAUGAUCAUCAGUUGCUCUCAUCUACCCUGAAGCAUAUUAAACAGGAAACCAAAGCUGAGCCACAGACCACUGAUGUGAAAAGUGAAGAACCAGUCUCACAGCUACUACCUUUGGGACUGUCUACUGUACAGCAUCAUGCAAUACCAUUCAACCUCCCUGGUGUUGAAGUGGUGGCCAACACUUGUGUGAUCAUCACCAACUCACCCCAAACCUUCCACUGGGUUGGCUAUGGGUUCAAGCUCACCAUACCCCAGGGCUCCCUGCCAGCUGGUGUUGAUCAGUGUCGACUAGAUAUCAAGGCCAGUGUAGCUGGACAGUACCAGUUUCCUGACAAUCUCCAGUUGGUCAGCAGUGUCUUCUGGAUGCGUCCUUAUCCCUCGGGUCAAUUCCAACAGCAGCUGACAGUUGAGAUACAGCACUGUGCCAAGAUGACCAGCUCCACCAAGCUCUCAUUUGUGAGAGCACAUUGCUCCCAGGAGAGUCUGCCCUACACAUUCAAGCAGCUUGAAGGGCGUGGCUCGUUCACAGUAUACAGCUCGUAUGGAUCACUGGAGCUGAACCACUUCAGUGGUCUGGCUGUGACAGGAGAGGAUGUGGAAAGAGGAUACAUUGCCAGUCUGUAUUAUCAGCAAUGUGAUCCCCGAACACUGGAAAUUCAUUUUGUCAUCACAUGGGAUGUUGAAGCCCACAUCACUGCAACUAAGGAUUAUUUUAAAGAGCUGGGAGCAAAAGAGAGGUCACACUUGGAAGUAGAAUUCAAGAAAGACAAAAUAAUUCUAGACAUUCCAAUGGCCGGUGGUGUAACCAUUGGAGAAUGGAAUCUGUUACCAACCGUCACUCCAUGCAUACGUCAGAGUAGAGUGGAUUCAUUCAAACCUGGCAGAAAGAUUAGAUCUCGACGAUUGAAAGCUACCUUAACACGAGACCUUGGAGUGGAGGUCCCUGCUUGCUCUUACUUGGUCACCCUGGAUGGUGCUGAUGAACCAAACCAAAUGCAGAUUGAAAUUGACACAUACAUUCCCAACAAAGAACGGAGACGAGUUACUUCUGUCUUCACAGUACCAUCAGUAAGCCAAGUUCCGUCAAGUCAGGCAGGUGAAGAUAAUGAAAGAGAUGAAAACCAAUUAUGCAUUGACGAUUUGCAAGAUGUUUUUUCUUUAUUAAUCAAUGCCAAAAAGAGUUGGUUUUAUUUGGGCCUCGCUUUGCAUAUUAAACCUGGCAUCCUUGAAGGUAUAAAAUCUAAGGAAAGCUGCAAUACAGAUCGCUUGUGUGAAAUGCUGACUCACUGGUUGCGAUCUUCAUCUUCUCGUACAUGGAGUGACAUUUGCAAGGGCCUCAGAAGUGACACUGUCAAACAAGACGUUCUAGCCGAUAAAAUUAAAGAGAAAUACAAAGGCCUGUCCAGAAAGAAGCUCAGAACAUCCUCCAUGUAACAACAUUGAGAACAAAAUAAUCAUUGAGUGUUACUAGCUAUUAUCAAUAUUAUGUGAAUGCUUUCAUGAGUAUUAAUCCAAACAACAUUUCUCACUAACAAAAUGCUUUCAAUGUGAUUAAUGUAGUGUACUGAGUAUUUGUUCUUAUUGUAUAAUUUAUGUAUUGUGACGUCAUCAUUUACUUCCUGUGUUGCUGUAUUUAUACUUGAGUUUUGUCAUUAAUAUCAGUCUCUUUGUGCAAGUAAUUCUGAAUGAUUGUUAUUACUUAUCGUG
Molecule: messenger RNA, 4425 nt
Organism: Halichondria panicea
Lineage: Eukaryota; Metazoa; Porifera; Demospongiae; Suberitida; Halichondriidae
Product: cytadherence high molecular weight protein 2-like
Exons: 10
Coding region: 259-4152 (1297 amino acids)
Source: RefSeq, a predicted model, not a curated record